GUUUUUUCUUUAAAAAAUAAAUAAAGAUUAGUUAAUUGAAUAAAAAUGGCAAAAGCAACAACUUGUCGUGAGGCAAUACAAAAAUGGGAAGAAGAAAAUGGAAAACCAGCAAAAGAACAAACUGAAAUGAUACUGUCAUUUCGUUGGCCACCAAUUGACAAAAUGGACAAUGGUUUAUCUCUUCUAUCAAAAGUCGAAAAACUAUCUUUAUCAACAAACAUGAUUGAAAAAAUAUCUGGUCUUGAUUCCCUCAAGAAUUUACGAAUCAUAUCAUUGGGAAGAAAUUAUAUAAAAACUUUCUCAGGACUAGAAGUUGUUGGUGGACAUCUUGAAGAGCUUUGGAUAUCCUACAAUUUAAUUGAAAAAAUAAAAGGAGUCAAUGCCUUUAAAGCUCUCAAAGUACUCUACAUGGGAAAUAAUCUUGUAAAAGAUUGGUCAGAACUUAGCAGACUCCAGGAAAUUCCAAACCUUGAAGAGCUCAUGUUUAUAAAUAAUCCAAUAUGUGAAAAUUUAGAUAACGAAUCAUGGAGAACUCAGGUUAUUCGUAGACUUCCAAAACUUAAAAAACUUGAUGGUGUACCAAUUGUACAUGCUGAAGAAUAAUUUACAAAGAAAAAAAACCAAA
Molecule: messenger RNA, 625 nt
Organism: Aphidius gifuensis
Lineage: Eukaryota; Metazoa; Arthropoda; Insecta; Hymenoptera; Braconidae
Product: dynein axonemal light chain 1-like
Exons: 4
Coding region: 46-603 (185 amino acids)
Cellular component (GO): cytoplasm
Molecular function (GO): protein kinase binding
Source: RefSeq, a predicted model, not a curated record